Molecule: messenger RNA, 1974 nt
Organism: Lycium barbarum (goji berry)
Lineage: Eukaryota; Viridiplantae; Streptophyta; Magnoliopsida; Solanales; Solanaceae
Product: solanesyl diphosphate synthase 3, chloroplastic/mitochondrial-like
Exons: 12
Coding region: 229-1470 (413 amino acids)
Biological process (GO): isoprenoid biosynthetic process; ubiquinone biosynthetic process
Cellular component (GO): transferase complex
Molecular function (GO): prenyltransferase activity
Source: RefSeq, a predicted model, not a curated record
UUGCUUUCAGUGAUCCCACGAGUCUCCUGUACUAAUUUCACAAUUAAAAGUUCACCGAUAGCUAAUUCUUCCUGUAUACUCAGCACAUACACAUAUAGCAAACAAAAGGCAGCAGUAUCAUUUUACAAUUUGCCAAUUAUUAGAUCUAUCAUAUCAAAUCCCCCAAUAGAUUUUGUUUACACCAAAAGUAGAAAAACACAAAUAAUACAUACAUAGAAAACAAAAAGGAUGGGUUUAUAUCAGAUUUCAAGAAACAGUUUGAGUAGAUGCCGAUGGCUAUUUUCAAUUUCAUUACAUCCCCAUCAACAAUUACACCAUUCCAAUCACAUCCAUGCUUCUCAAAAGGUUUUGGGUUGCAGAGUACUUCAUUCACGGGUUUCUAAUGCUCUUAGUGGUAGAUGGCAACAAAUUCAUCAUCAAAGCACUGCUGUAGCAGAGGAGCAAGUGGACCCAUUUUCCCUUGUUGCAGAUGAAUUAUCCCUUGUGACAAACAGGCUGAGAUCAAUGGUGGUUGCUAAGGUCCCAAAGCUGGCUUCAGCUGCUGAGUAUUUCUUCAAAAUGGGAGUAGAAGGAAAGAGGUUUCGACCCACAAUUCUGCUGUUGAUGGCAACUGCAUUGAACGUACCAAUUUCUAGAUCUGCACUCCAAGUGGAUGUUGAUUCUUUGUCCAUGGAUUUGCGUACAAGGCAGCAGAGUAUAGCUGAGAUCACUGAGAUGAUCCAUGUUGCCAGCCUACUUCAUGAUGAUGUACUGGAUGAUGCUGACACAAGACGUGGGAUAGGUUCUUUAAACUUAGUGAUGGGAAAUAAGAUAGCAGUACUAGCUGGAGACUUUCUGCUUUCCCGAGCAUGUGUGGCACUUGCCUCUUUGAAGAAUACCGAGGUUGUAUCCCUUAUGGCAACUGCUGUGAAACAUCUUAUUACUGGAGAGACAAUGCAAAUUACGACGUCUUCGGAUGAACGUUGUAGCAUGGAGCAUUAUAUGCAGAAAACAUAUUACAAGACUGGAUCAUUGAUUUCAAAUAGUUGCAAAUCAAUCGCACUACUUGCUGGGCAUACUGCUGAAGUCUCCAUAUUGGCUUUUGACUAUGGAAAAAAUUUGGGAUUGGCAUUUCAAUUAAUAGAUGAUGUUCUUGAUUUCACGGGCACAUCUGCAACUCUUGGCAAGGGUUCAUUGUCUGAUAUUCGUCAUGGUAUAGUAACUGCCCCAAUAUUGUAUGCCAUGGAGGAAUUUCCUCAACUGCGUACGCUGGUGGACCGAGGUUUUGAUGAUCCUGUCAAUGUGGAGAUCGCUCUGGACUACCUUGGUAAGAGCAGAGGGAUACAGAGAACAAGAGAACUUGCAAGAAAGCAUGCUAGCCUUGCGUCAGCGGCAAUUGACUCUCUUCCAGAGAGCGAUGAUGAGGAUGUUCAGAGAUCAAGACGGGCACUUGUAGAACUUACUCACAGAGUCAUCACAAGAACAAAAUAGGGGGAAUAAAGGGAAUCUAUCAGGUUCAGCUGUGCAGCCACACAUUCAAUUACUGUACCUUGGGAUAGCCGAGGGUAUAUCGGAAACAGCCUCUCUAGCUUCCCAAGGUAGGGGUAAGGUCUAUAAACCACCCUCCCCAGACCCGAAUUGUGGGAUUACACUGGGUAUGUUGUUGCAACACGAAAUCCUGUAUUUCUAGGGACAACAUACCCUAACUUUACGUUAUGAUUUUCUUAUAGAUAGAUAAUUUAUGAUUCUUCUCAUCCAAAAAUUAUUUGGAGACACAUUGAUGUUGUACAAGGUUAUCCAGUUGAAACUAAGUGGAUAUAUCCUUUGAUACACAAAUUCAAAAUGGCUAUUGACCAGGUGUGCGUGUUCAGGUCGGUUUUGUAUUAUUUGGAUUUCAGUUUCUUAUUUUCGCUUUGAGAAAAUUGUAAUCCAAUCUGACACAAAAUAAGUUUGAGUUUGUUAGCAUUCAAAAAAUACUUGUUCAUUCAGUGUCUA